AUGCCCGUGUUCCCUUCCCCCACCUGUCUCCCUGGCAUGGUUAUCGACACCAACCAGCCCCACACCAUUCAGACCUUUGUCGACACCCUGGACCACCGAUGGCAGCAGAUGUUGAUGUUCUCGAGGAUGGGCGGCAUCAACAAGGUCGUGUUUGAUCAGGAGUGGCUCAAGGAGCAGAAUGAACUUGGACCUAUUAUUCAGGCAAUCUCUCACCCCAACCCCUACCCCGAUAUCCAGUGGAGACCCUUUGUGGCUAGUAUCUUGCUACAGCGCGGCAACAUCUUCUCCUCCGACUUCGUCACGGAUCCCACGCAGAUGAACUUCGGUCACCUCACGAAGGCACCACCGGUCCAAAAUAUCGGCGUGGACUGGUGGAAAAACGUCCCAUUCUCAGCCGCUCAAGACGUCGCGAUGGGCAGCGCCGAAACAGAUGCUCCCUCGGCUCAGCCCGUCGAGCCCGUUGCCCCACCCACGUCGGCGUCAACAAGCGGACAGUCCAAGGCCGCCAAGAAGCCUGCCGACAUUGUUAUCGACGACGACGUCCCUGCCAAGCCAUCAAGGCAGAAGAAGGCUACACCCAGGGAUUCCGACGCCGACGGUGAAGGUGACGCCGACGGCCCCAGCGCAAAGAAGAAGGCCAAGCCAUCUGGGAUGUCAAAGGCGGCGGCGGAGAAGUCGAAGGAGACAACAAAGGGGAAGGAAACUGCGAAGAGCAAGGCAGCGGGGAAGACGGCAGCGGGGAAGAAGGGGAAGGCGUCUCAGGCAGCGGCUGAGGCAGAGGAGGAAGAAGAAGCUGAGGAAGAGGUGGUUGUCGAGCAGGACGAUGACGCCGCCGCGGCGGCAAAGGGCAAGAAGACUGCCAAAACGAAGGCGCCAAAGAAGGGCACCAAGGGCGCCAACCAGCCUGUCAAGGCGGGCAGCACGGCCAAGCCAGCUGCUCUCCCUGUUACUGGCCAGAACACUUGGAAGGCGCCGUCCACUGAUGCGGGCGGCGCAUCUGUGGGCGAAGGCACCAGUGUUCCUGCUGAGGUUAACCUUGGUGCGUACGCCAAGCCAUUUCCCCGGGGCACGCCGGUUCUGCCUCACAUGCUUGUCGCACGCCGCUCACUCUCCCCUACAGACUUGCUGUUCGCCGAUGUCGAUGUGCCCGCUAACGUCGGCGACAUGCGCCCUUAUCUUGAGCGGCAGAAGCAGUUUGCCAAGGAGAUCGUCAAGCAUUCCUUCUCGUCUCAUACUCGCUACGAGGGCCGCUUGGAGGCCCAGGAUCUUCGGCUAGAGGCCCAUAUGAAGGCGGUCAAUGGCCGCAUUGACGACUUCAUGAAGCGAAUGGAGGCGCAAGUCAAUAACCUCGUGAAGGUGGAGAAGAGCAACCAGGCGCUCCUGAAGAAGAUCUUGAAGCAAGAGGGCAAGUCGGCGUCAGGAUCGCCUUCGGCGUCCACUGCGUCGAAGGGCCUUCUCGCUGAGAACAAGGACGAGAACCAGUAUCGUCUGGAUACUGUUCGGUUGGAGGAAGGCGGCGGGAAGGCGUGGACGUUGACGCCGCCAAAGAGGGCAGGCUCAGCGAGUGAGCUGCCUGCAGAAAGCCCCCCACGCCAGUCCCCUUCAUUCGUUCAAAUGGAUGAAGGCGCCGACAACGACGAGGACGCCGCCACCGAGCGCAUCGCUCCCAGCUCGCCUGCCAACGAUGAGGAGGAUGGGGAGGAGGAAUAG
This is a messenger RNA of Coniophora puteana RWD-64-598 SS2, 1710 nucleotides long. RefSeq lists its product as uncharacterized. The transcript is spliced from 6 exons. The record is from RefSeq and is a predicted model, not a curated record. Bases 1 to 1710 code for a protein of 569 amino acids. NCBI's taxonomy places the organism in Eukaryota, Fungi, Basidiomycota, Agaricomycetes, Boletales, Coniophoraceae.